AAGAGCACUCAGUGACCACUCUGUAGUCCAGCAGUCAAAGCAUAGAGUCUUUAGUCAUAUGGAAAUUAUGGGCUACUAGAGAGCAUUGGGACUGUCAUUUUGUUGGGAGUUUUCUCAUCUCAUACACGUCAAGAUGAGGGGCCUGCAGGUUAUUGUUACAGUGCUGGUCUGCUUACUGACGCCAGGAACUCCACUGGAUGUAUUUGGAAAGACAGAUUGGUCAUCGCUCUCACGAUGCAGUCUCUUUGGUGAAAACCACAUUAGGACAUUUGAUGGAACUUUUUACAACUUUCUUGGAGACUGCAGCUACAUGCUAGCCGGAGACUGCCAUAAACAUACCUUCUCUCUUCAAGUGGAUUACAGAUUUGGUAAAAAGAAGAGCAUCUCAAUGUAUCUGGGAGAAUACUAUGACAUUCAUAUGUUUUUUGAUGGAACGGCAACUGAAGGAGAAAAGAGCAUUUCCAUGCCGUAUGCUUCUAAUGGGAUAUACUUGGAAAACGAGGCCGGAUAUCACAAACUGUCUAGUCACGAACAUGGGAUAACGGUGAAGAUUGAUGUGAGCGGAAAUGUGCAAAUUUUGUUUUCCAAUGAACAUUUUAACAGAACGUGUGGCCUUUGUGGUAACUUCAAUCAGUUUGCAGAAGAUGAUUUUUUGACUCAAGAAGGCAUUAUAGCAGAAAAGAGCUACGAAUUUGCCAAUUCUUGGGCACUACACGGGAGUGAUAGGAGGUGCAAACGGAUUUAUCCACCCAGUAACACAUGCAACAUUUCAUCAGAAGCAGCAGAAAAGGACUUCAUGCAGAGAUGUCAGCUGUUGAAAUCAUCUGCAGUGUUCGGAAAGUGCCAUCAAGUUGUUGACCCAGAUCCCUUCAUUGCCAUCUGUGAGAGAGACAUGUGUGAAUGUGCAGAUGAAGUACACUGCCCAUGCCAAACGUUCUUGGAAUAUGCCCGAUCCUGUGCCCAGCAUGGCGUAAUUAUCCACGGGUGGCCAAAGGACACCAGUUGUAAGCCAGAGUGCCCACAUGGGAUGGAGUACAACGAAUGUGUGUCCCCGUGUGUUCAGACCUGCCAGAGUCUCAAUAUUAAUGAGGUUUGCCAGGAGAGCUGUAUUGAUGGUUGUAGCUGUCCAGAAAGGAAAGUCCUUGAUGGGUCUCGGUGUAUUGAUCCUUCUGAAUGUUCCUGUGUACAUGCUGGCAAGCGAUAUCCAACUGGGGCCACAAUCACUCUGGAUUGUAAUACUUGCUCCUGCAGAAACGGACUCUGGGAUUGCAGUGAUAAAGAUUGUCCAGGAGAAUGUUUUGUCACAGGACAGGGUCACUACAAAAGUUUCGACAACAAAUAUUUUACUUUCAGUGGGAUCUGCCAUUACCUACUUGCCAAAGACAACACGGACAACACAUUUUCUGUUACUAUAGAGACUGUGCAGUGUGCUGAUGACCCAGAUGCUGUGUGCACCCGGUCUGCUUCUGUCCGUCUCCUGGACAUGCAUAAUAUAACAGUAAAACUGAAACAUGGAGGAGGAGUGUCCAUGGAUGGACAAGAUAUUAUGCUCCCACUGCUGCAAGGUUCCCUCCGCAUCCAGACUACAACACUGGCAUCAAUACAACUCUCCUACCGCGAUGACCUCCAGAUUGAUUGGGAUGGCCAUGGAAAAUUACUGCUCAAGUUGUCUCCAGUCUACUCAGAAUCCACCAGUGGUCUUUGUGGAAACUAUAAUGGAAAUCAGCGUGAUGACUUUCUUCCACCAAAUGGGCUUGUUGAGGCCAGUGUGGAGGACUUUGGAAAUUCUUGGAAGCUCAGCGGUGACUGUGUAGAUUUGGUGAAACAAGACACAGACCCUUGCAUUUUGAACCCCAAAAGAGCCAGAUUUGCAGAAGAAGCUUGCUCCGCUCUGUUGGACUCCAUCUUCCAGCCAUGUCACCAUGAGGUCAACCCACUUCCAUACCUGAAGAACUGCCGAUACGAUGUCUGUGCCUGCUCCAAUGGAAAAGAAUGCCUCUGCUCUGCCUUCUCAAGCUAUGCCUCUGCCUGUUCCAGGAAAGGUGUACUUAUAGAAUGGAGAACACCUGAAUUUUGCCCGAUUGUGUGCCCAGAGGGAAAGGUCUACCAGGAAUGUGGAAGUCCAUGCAAUAAGACCUGUCGGUCCCUGUCCCACCCUGACACUAACUGCAGAGAGUUCUGUAUGGAAGGAUGUUACUGCCCUGCUGGUCUCUAUGCCACCGAAUUUGGAGAAUGUGUACCUAAAUCUGACUGCGAGUGCCACUACGAUGGAGAGUUAUUCCAGCCUGAAGACGUAUUCUCAAAUCACCAUUCCAUGUGUUACUGUGAAGAUGGAUUGAUGCAUUGCAUUGCUACUGACAUCCCCGGCUCCUAUUAUGCAGAUGCAUAUUUUAGCCAAUCUGCCAGAGUAAAAAGAAGUUUGGUGUGCCGACCUCCAAUGAGGAAAGCGGUUUGCUCACCGGAUGAUCCAACCAUAAGAGGAACCGAAUGUACCAAAACUUGCCAGAACUAUGAGUUUGAAUGCCCAAGAUCCUCCUGUAUUUCUGGCUGCCUGUGCCCUGAAGGAAUGGUCCGCCACAAUUUCAAGUGCAUCUAUCCAUCCAGAUGUCCAUGUACUCAUGCAGGAAAGGAAUACGCUCCUGGAGAGUCAGUGGAAAUUGACUGCAACACAUGUGUUUGCAGAGACAGGAAAUGGCAGUGCACAAACAAAGUGUGUGAUGGCACAUGUUCAGCCAUAGGAGUAUCCCAUUACUUGACAUUUGAUGGUAUGAAGUAUAGUUUCCCAGGUGACUGUCAGUACGUCAUGGUUCAGGAUUACUGCAAUGGAGAAACUGGAUCCUUCCGUAUGCUUGUUGGCAAUGUGGGCUGUGGUUUCACGGGAGAGAAAUGUUCCAAAAAAAUUACGAUUUACUUUAGAAAUGGUGAAAUUGAGCUGGCAAAUGAACAGGUCACCAUUAGAAAACCUCUGAGUGACGAGACUGGUUUUGAUAUGCUGCAGCCUGGGAACUUCUUUAUCCUCAUACUUGGAAGUGAAAUAUCUGUAACUUGGGACAAGGGGAUGAGAGUUUACAUCACUUUGAAGGAAACCUUAAGGGAGAAAGUCUGUGGUUUGUGUGGAAACUUCGAUGGAAUUGAAAACAAUGAUUUAGUAAGCAGUCAUAAUCAGGUCGAAAUUAAUCCAAGCAACUUUGGAAAUUCCUGGAAAGUGAAUCCUCAUUGUGCUGAUGCUGCAAUGUUCUCCACUGCGGUGUCAAUGCCACUCUGCCAAGACAAUGUUCUGAAACAGGCAGCAGUAGAACACGCCUGCAGCAUCCUCAUAGGUGACAUAUUUCUAACAUGUGAGAAACUGGUAGAUCCAACACCAUAUUAUGAGAUUUGCACGUAUGACACUUGCACUUGUGAAUCGAUUGGGGAUUGUUCAUGCUUUUGUGAUUCUAUAGCAGCUUAUGCACAUGCAUGUGCACAGAAAGGAGUGGUCGUGCAAUGGAGAUCAUCACAACUGUGUCCUCAGAGUUGUGAAGAGAAGAAUCAAAAAGAACUGGAGUAUGUGUGUGAAUGGAGGUAUAACAGUUGUGCACCAGCUUGCCCAGCAACCUGUCAACAUCCUGAGCCCUCAAACUGCCCUCUGAAGUGUGUUGAAGGGUGCCAAGCACACUGCCCACCUGGUAAAAUUCUAAAUGAAGUAUCAGAGUCAUGUAUUGACCCCAAAGACUGUCCGGUAUGUGUGGUCGGUGGUCGCCACAUCCCACAUGGAAAAUUUGUAUUCCUGAACCAAGAUGACUCCAAAAGCUGUCAGCAAUGCCAAUGUCUAGAUCAGACUCUACAGUGUAUUCCUUGUCCGAUAGACCACACGAUAGACCACAUAACAAAGACAAACAGUUCGACCCAGGAGACUUCUCCUGAGGAGGAGGAGGAGGAGGAGGAAGCUCCAGUCCCACCAGGAACUUAUAACUGUGAGAAAGCUAUGGACUUGGUUUUCCUGGUAGAUGGCUCCUCAAAACUGUCUGAAGCUGAAUUUGAAAUUGUGAAGGACUUCAUUGUCAGUAUCCUGGAGAAAAUCCGAAUCUCUCAAAAGCGUAUCCGUGUUUCUGUAGUCCAGUAUCAUUCUAAUCUCACACCAAAAUUAUUUCAUCUCAAAGAUAAAUUAAAACUUGCUGACAUGGUUGCUAAAGUAAAAAACAUGAAAUACUAUGGAAGUUCCACGGCUUCAACUUUUGAGGCUCUUAAGUAUGUUUCACACUAUGUUUUUCCAGAAGCUCCAAGGGACAACGCUCCAAAAAUGAUUAUGUUACUGUCAGCCAGCAAAAACCAAAAGAGCAUCGGCAGCUUAAUGAAAACUGUACUAAAGCGGAAAAUCACUGUAAUUCCAGUUGCCAUAGGCCCUAAUGCCAACUUAGAAGAAGUCAAAUUGAUUCAAAGUAAAUCAAUUCACAACAAACCCUUUAUAGUGCCAAAUGUCAACAACUUACCAAGCUACAAAGAUGAGAUUAUUGAUUAUUUGUGCGGUUUAGUCCCAGAGCCAACAAAGAAAACUCCUACACCCUCUACUCCCACCAAAGAGUCAAUUGUUCCUGCACCGUUACCUCCUGGUAAAGAAUUAUUCUUCCUAAUUGAAACUUCUAAGAACAUCACAAAGGAAAACUUUACUCAGACAUUAAAUUUCCUUGAGAAGCUGGUUUGGGAAAUGGAUAUGAGUAAAGAAGUCAUAUAUAUUACCAUUAUCCAGUAUUCAUACACAGUAACAUUGGAAUACAGGUUUACAGGAAGAGAAUCAAAACAGGAUAUGAUUCAGAAGAUCAAACAGAUUAGAUACAGAAGUGGAAAUGCUACCAAUACAGGAAAAGCCUUGCAAUAUAUAAGCCAUGAGAGUUACAGAAAAGGCUAUGAAAGCUCCAGCCAAGUUCCUCGUCUUGUCUACAUGAUACAAUCCAACCCUCCUACUGAUACGAUAACAAAACCUGGGAACAUGACCGUUACUCCUAUCAUGAUCGGUCAGCCUAUACCAAAAAUUGACAUCUUUGAUAGUUCCUUAUACGUGGAAAGAUACGACCAGCUUCUUAACAUAACCAAGAAGGUGGUUAAUUCUGUUGCUGAACCUGUUCCACCAACACUACCCCCCACCCCCAACAUAACCCCAGUGCCAUGUAUGAGACCCAUGGAUGUGAUAUUCUUACUGGACGGCAGCAUGAACAUCAUGAAAUCAGAGUUUGAACUCAUGAAAACCUUUGUCAAGAACUUUAUUUACAAGGCACAUAUUGGACCUGAAGAAACACAGGUGGCAGUUCUUCAGUAUGGAUGGACACCUCAGCUGGACAUUGCAUGGACAGACCCCCAGAACAAGGAAGGCUUGAUAAAGAUGGUGGAUACUAUGCAGAAAAUGGAAAGUGGACCUAGCAAAAUUGGAGAUGCACUGCAAUAUGCAGUCCAGAGUGUGAUUUCGGAAGUGCAUGGAGCAAGACCUCUCUCAUCUAAGAUCGCAAUUAUCCUUGUUGCUGACAAAUCAGAUGAUCAAGUUAAUGAUGCAGCCAGCUCGGCUACAGCAAACAGAAUAUCUGUUUUCCCAAUCGGAGUUGGAUCCCGCUAUGACGAGCAUGAAUUAUCCAUCCUAGCUGGGCCCUCUGCUAUCAACAAAAUCACAAAGCUGCAACUUUUUGAUGACCUGCCAACUAUUCUCCUGCUGGGAAAUGACUUUAUAAACAAGCUGUGCUCUGACUCCAUCAAAGUGUGCACUGAUGACGAUGGAAAUCAGAGAAAGGCCGGAGAAAGUUGGAUCCUUUCAGACCAGUGUCAUACUGUCAGAUGCCUGCCAGAUGGUUCCACCAGUCUAGAAAGUCACAGAGUGAACUGCAUGAAGAUCCCAAAACCAAUAUGUGACAAUAACCUGCCUGCCAUUAAAGUUGAAGAGACGUGUGGCUGCCGCUGGGUGUGCCCAUGUACCUGCAAGGGAAGUUCCAACAGACACAUUGUAACCUUUGAUGGUCUAAACUUUAAACUCAUCAGUAAUUGCUCUUACGUGUUGUUUGAUGACAAAAUGAACAAUGUGGAAGUCAUUUUACAGAACGGUGAAUGCAGUUCACUGAGCCAUCAGACCUGCAUGAAUUCUGUGAAAGUGAAGCAGGAUCAGGAAGAAGUAACACUGUUCAACAACAUGCAGGUAUCUGUCAAUGGAAGAUCAGUCACCGUGCCACAUCACAGCAGUGUGUUUGAAAUUGAUGUAUAUGGAGCUGUCAUACAUGAAGUCAAGAUUCCUAAACUAGGAUUUGUGUUGACAUUUACACCAUCAAUCAAUGAGUUUAUGCUGCAGCUUAAUCCCCACGUGUUCUCUUCAAGUACAUCAGGACUUUGUGGUGUAUGUGACCACAACCCAGGUAAUGAUUUCACACUAAGGGAUGGCUCGGUAACUAGAGACAGUAACCUUUUCAUAAAGCAGUGGACCUUGUCUGACCAUAUGGGUAGAGUAUGUGAACCUAUAAUAGAAGAUGUCUGUACCCAUCCUUCCAGCCCCCAGUGUAACAUCCUGCUCUCCAAAACAUUUGAGGCAUGCCACUCCAAGAUCCAACCCAGCACCUACUUCUCCCUGUGCCAGGAGAGCAGCUGCCAUGGACAAGACUUCUGUGAUAUCAUUGCCGGAUACAGCCACCUUUGCCGAAUACACGGCGUGUGCGUAGACUGGAGAACAACAGACCUUUGCCCCAUGAACUGUCCAAGUACCAUGGUGUACAACCACUGCCGCGUAGGAUGUGACAGGGACUGCACAAGCAUCCACAAUGCAACAGACUGCUCUGACCACCCAACAGAAGGCUGCUUUUGCCCAGAAGAAAAAGUAACGUUACAUGGAAAAUGUGUCUCGGAAAGUGCCUGCACCCAGUGUGUUGAUAUUGAUGGAACUCAACAUGAGCAUCUGGAACGCUGGAUUCCCAACUCUCAACCAUGCACUAUCUGCAUUUGUCUGGAUAACAGGAUGAUUAACUGCUCACCCAAGCCGUGCCCAACCGUCGAACCAAUCACUUGUGGCCCUUGUGAAAUUCCAAAGCUGAAGAAGACUUCCGAUCAAUGCUGCCCGGAAUAUGAGUGCGUUUGUGAUAAGAGUACCUGUAACUUACCUCCUAUACCACACUGUGAUGAUGGAAUGACACCCGUACUUACCAACCCCGGAGAAUGCACGCCGAUCUAUAGAUGUGAGUGCAAAGUGGAAGCAUGUCCUGUACCCCCAACCUGUCCAUCCCAUAAGAAGCUGACAACGACAAGCACAAAGUGUUGUAAUGAGUAUGAAUGCAGCUGUAUGUGUUCCAACUCCACAAAUACCUGUCCACCUGGAUACAUCUCCUCCAUUCUGACCGAUGAUUGUGGCUGUUAUACCGUUACCUGUACUGCAGAUCAGGUCUGCGUCCAUAAAAAUAUUGUGUAUCGCAUUGGAAGCCUGUGGGAGGAUGGAUGCCAGGCCUGUAAGUGUACUGACCUAAUGGACUCGAUCACAGGACUCCACAUAGUUGAGUGUGUUAAAAAGCAAUGUAAUACAAACUGCGGCCCGGGUUUCAGAUAUGUGACGCAGGAAAACGAGUGCUGUGGGACAUGUAAGCGGGCAGUGUGUGAACAAGAGAUGCCUCACUUUGCAGGACAUAAAGGAGAUUUUGAUGAAUCUGAGAGCACAAGCCAUUUUUAUAGUGUCGGUGCACGGUGGGCAUCUCCAUUGGAUCCUUGCAUCUUUAAUGAAUGUACACAAGUGAAUGGAGAAGUGUUUACUCUUCAGAAGAAUGUGUCUUGCUCUGACAUUGAGACCAAGAACUGCCCAAGUGGUUAUGAACUGAAGUGUGUUCAUGGAGCAGAGUGCUGUCCCACUUGCCGUUGUGAUCGCAUCCCGGGCUGUCUUCUCAAUGGAACUAUUAUUGGGCCUGAGAAGACGUUAAUGCUAGAUGAAUGCUCCUCCUGCGAAUGUAGCAUUUCCAGAGGACCAAGUCCAACUUAUAAACUGUCCUGCCAACGGACUACAUGUGAUCCUUGUCCGCGGAAUUAUCUUUUGCAAAAAGUUAAAGGCGCCUGUUGUGGCAAAUGUAUUUUGAUGUCCUGCACCAUCAGGAUGACGAAUGGAAAUCCAGUUAAUAUAGAGCCCGGCAAAUCCAUACGGGAUGGCUGUAACACCUACACCUGCAAAGCUGAUGAACAAGGAGAGUUGACCCUGGAAACUGUGGUGACAACUUGCCCACCAUUUGAUCAUCAGAAAUGUUUGGCAGAAGGGGGUAAAAUUGAACAACUCGGAGACUCCUGCUGUGAAACAUGUCAGGAACCAGAAUGUAAGCAGGUUGCCGGGGUCCUGAAGUAUGUAAGAGUCGAUGACUGUGUGACGGAAAGACAGCUAAAUAUACACUACUGCGAGGGCAAAUGUACCAGUAAAUCCAUCUACGCAAUAGAGACACACCGCAUGGAAGAUCAAUGCAUUUGCUGUUCUGCCACCCAAACAGAGCCAAUGAAAGUGCCCCUGCGAUGUGCUAAUGGGACCAUAGUAGAACAUGAAAUCUUACAAGCCACCAACUGUGAAUGUCAGUCUCGUAAAUGUACCACUAUCAACUCUGCUCCAUGAGACAAUUAUUUAAUCUCAAUUGCUAAAAAGCUUUUUUUUUACCCAACAGCAACCUAUUUGAAAUAAACUUAGUUUACUACUCAGGCUUCCCUGGGUAACUGUACAUAAAUGCUGUUUGCUCUGUAGUCUCAUGCACUUGUCAUCUUGUACAAUCAUGUAUCAUUUACGUUUUCCAUGUUCUCAUACAACCUAAAUUUAUACAACACUCAUUUUAUUUUGCAAGGUAUGGUGGGCUACUGUGGAGAAAUUGAGCACACUCCUAACUAGCUAAAUUCAAAAAGUGAAAAUUUGCUGCUUAUAGGGCCUGUUUUUUUUCAUGUGUACCCUAAGACUUGUGCAGUACUGCUAAAAGCUAAGACAUUUGGGAUGUAUAUGCAUCUAGUGUAAGACCUGGAUUUAUUACAAUCCACUUAAAAAUACCACGUUCCAAAAUAUUUUGCACAUUUUCUAUUCUUUGAUCUGGGUUUCAUUUCCAUCUGUCCGCAAAAAAAUCUAUGCAUACCCUUAAAGUGGGCCUGAACUUAAAAAAAGUAAAGAUUUCCUAUGUUACAAUAAAUAUUUUUAAAUGUUAAUUUAUGCAUUAGCAGUGCUCUGAAAAAAACAUACAUUUUGUCCUGAAUUCCUCCUGAAAUGUAUCAGUGCACUUCCUGAAAUGGAAGGGUGCCUAAGUACUCUUGUACCUACAACCUCAGAGCUGUCUGCAAUGUGAGGUGUAAGGCAUUUCUGCUUCUGCUUGCUAGUCUCAUGAGCAUUGGAAUAAGAUUGGUUGACACUCACUGUUCUGCUUGCUGGAGGCUCUGACAUGAGGAAGCAAACCCAUGCCACACAGAAACACAGUGCAGAAUAAGGCAUGGUAAAUUAGUAUCGAGUGGUUAUCAGCUGCAGAGAGACCACAGGCAAUACUGGUGACUAUUUCUUUCUCUUCUGUUUAUGUUUCUUUUUAGUUAUUUUUUGUGUUUAAAUGAAACUAAAUUUGUCAUGUUGGAACAUUAAAUAAACAAAGUAAUCUAAUACA
Rana temporaria (common frog) is the source of this 9593-nucleotide messenger RNA. RefSeq names its product von Willebrand factor (gene VWF). Gene Ontology annotation, molecular function: protein binding. Gene Ontology annotation, cellular component: extracellular matrix. Bases 134 to 8578 code for a protein of 2814 amino acids. Gene Ontology annotation, biological process: blood coagulation; cell-substrate adhesion. NCBI's taxonomy places the organism in Eukaryota, Metazoa, Chordata, Amphibia, Anura, Ranidae. The record is from RefSeq and is a predicted model, not a curated record. The transcript has 52 exons.